Prunus dulcis (almond) is the source of this 1321-nucleotide messenger RNA. Its product is annotated as probable 2-oxoglutarate-dependent dioxygenase AOP1. The record is from RefSeq and is a predicted model, not a curated record. The coding region runs from base 174 to 1127 and encodes 317 amino acids. The transcript has 2 exons. Lineage: Eukaryota; Viridiplantae; Streptophyta; Magnoliopsida; Rosales; Rosaceae. Gene Ontology annotation, molecular function: dioxygenase activity.
CAAAUAACCAGCUAAAAGGGUAGGACAAAAUUAAUAUUUUUUUUUUUUUGUUGGGGGCUUACCCUGUGGAGCCAUUAGCCAUAGCUUCCUAUAUAUUGAGUGAGGGUUCUUCCCCUUAAAUUUCUAAGAAACGAGUUGGAGAGUAGGAGACAGACAGAGAGAGAAAGAUAGAGAUGGGAGAGGAAGCUCAUGCUGAUCAAGUACUUCCAAUUCUUGAUUUUUCAGAGGGUUUAGUUUUAAAACAAGGGACUGAGGAAUGGAAAGCUAUGAACAACAAAGUUAGAGAGGCAUGUGAGAAUUAUGGUUGCUUUCUUGUGUUAGUGAAGGAUGAGAUCCCCAUGAAUUUACGUGAAGAAAUGGUGACGGCCAUGAAAGCUUUGUUUGAUUUGCCUGAAGAGACCAAGCAGAAGCACACAAGCCCCAAGCCUUACCAAAGCUAUGAAGGGAAGAGCCCUGUCAUUCCCUUGAACGAAAGCUUUGGCAUCGACAAUGCCUGCGAGCUCGAUGCAGCUGAAGCCUUCACCAACCUAAUGUGGCCACAAGGCAAGCCUUCUUUCUGUGAGGCUAUGAAAUCCAUGACUUCAAAGAUGAUGGAAUUGAAUCUCAUCAUCCUUAGGAUGAUUUUGGAGAGCUUUGGCUUGGGAGACCACUAUGAAUCCCAUGCCCAAAACACCACCAGUGCGUUUCGUUUCAUGAAGUACAAAGCUCCUCCUCUAAGCAACAUUAACAAUGCCCUUGGUCUUGUGCCUCACACUGACAAAAACACCCUAACCAUUCUGUGCCAAAACGAUGUGCAAGGCCUAGAGAUUCUGACCAAACAAGGCAAAUGGGCGGAGGUGAUGGUCCCGAAAGAAGCUGUUAUGGUGUUUGUUGGGGAUGCACUUAAAGCCUGGAGCAAUGGGAGGCUUCAUGCAGUGACACAUAGGGUUAUGAUGAGUGGGGACAAAGAGAGGUACUCGUAUGCCCUAUUUUCUUUGCCUAAAGAGGAGGUGGUAAUUGAAGUACCUCAGGAAUUUAUAGACAAAGAGCACCCUUUGCUAUACAAGCCAUUCAACUUUGCUGAAUACUUCACAUACUUCACGUCCAAUACUCGUGAGGAUGCACUUGAAUUAUAUGCUGGAGUUUGAUAUAUAAUUAUGAUUAUAUAUAUCCAUCGGGGAUGUGUUUUGUAAUAAGGUUGCUUUAUUAUGUAUGUGUGGUGCGUUUUACUAAUUUCAUUAAAGACAAAUAAUUUUAGUGUGUGUGGUUGGUAUGGAAUUUAGACAUUAUAUGUGUAGAAGUAUGUUGCAUCUUUUCCUUAUAAAUAUAUUUGGUUUAAUUA